UAGUUCAAAUGUAAGUAGAUGAUGAUAACAUGGUAAAGCAAAGGCCUACAUUAUCACGAGGCAUGCGCUUGUGUAUUUAUAUAUUUUGGUCAGGUAAGUGAUAUAAACUGGUAUGUACAAUACGCAUAAAUACAUAAAUUAAUUUUCAUAUUAUAUUUGACAUUGAGUAAUAUGCUGCAUUAUUGUUAUUGAUAUACAUGGCUCUGCUAUAGUCUUUCCAACAUACAAAACUUUAAUUUAGAAGAUAGGUUUUAGAUGGUGGGUAGAUUAGAUAUUUGGCGUUUCAAAACUCCUUAUUUCUUUACUUUUGAAAUAAAAAUCAGAUAAAUUAAGAACCGGGUUAUCAAGCCGUUCUCAGACACCAGUGUCUUUUAAGGCAUGAUUCACACUAUAUUUUAUUUUACUUUGUGUGUGAUAAUUGUUGAAUUCGUCCAACUGAAUGUGGGGAGUGUUGGAUUCAGAAGUAUCAUUAUACUGGAAUGCCUGAGACUUAAUGCUGGAGGGCUUAUAAUUUGUUACUUAGAAACCGUUUGGUUGUUGGAAAGGAAGGGAGUGAAAUGGAUUAAAGAAAUAAAAAUAAAAAUGGAAUGAUCAAGACAUGGAGGGGAGAUAAGUCAAUUAUGUCUAUGGGAGGAGGCUAAUUUAGUUUGAGAUUGAGAGUCAUGAGUGAUUUUUACAUUUGUGGUAUAUAAUAUUGAGUUUUAUGCUUACCAUGAGGGGGAGGGUAAUUUAGUUCAUUUUUAUUCUUGUUUCUUUAAUCCAUUCUAUACCCAUCAUUUCUGGCAACCAAGCGACACCUUACUUCUUACCAAAUGGUCAUGGUAUGUGACGUCAAAAUAAUUUGGCCGUGAGUAUUUCUCCCACAUUACAAUGUCAUAUGUAAGUCUAAACUUCAUGAAGAGGAGAGCUAUGUUGAAGGGUUUUCCGGAACUUGUAAUGCCCUUCCUGUUAGAUUUCGUUUUGACCUCUUAAAAUUGUCAUGAUCUGUGAUUUCUUUUGAUUAAACAAUGCAGCCAAAGAAAGUAAUGUCAUUUGAAGAUGCAAAACAAAGAGCAUGGCAGUGGAAGAAGGCAAUUGAAGGGCUUCAAAACCGAUGAAACUGUUUCUGACAACAUUAUCUUGGGUAUCCUGUGCCUGUUACUGUUCAGGAUGAGGGGACUAAUCAACUCAUAACCUUCUGAUACAUUCAUUGAUAGAAAAAUGAAGUUGCAGAUUAGCUUUCCAAAACUGGUUUAAGCUAAUUUCUCACAACCCGGGCUCAUGGUUACUUAUCCAGCCCCCUUCAUGCUUCUAUGGGAUGACAUGUAAAAUGUGAAAAAUACCAAAUCUAGGCCAUGUUAAGAGGAUGGAAUCAUUUAUUUGUAUUAGAACUUAAAUUCAUAAACUUAUACCACGAGCUCAAAGAUGACACCAGUUUUGUUUUAUAUAUGGUAUGAAUUUCUCUAUCUCUGGCUGCUUUGCUUAAACCCUUGUCAGACAGCAAAGACGUCCUGAACUGUGGAAAUCAAUAACUAGAUCUUGCACUUGGAAAAUUGUAGAUAUAAUAAUGUAGGUAAAGUAUCUGGCAAUUCCGUAUUGUUUUAAAUAAAUAAAUGUGGUGGGAAAUGGAGAAGCUGGAUUUGUUUCUGCCGUUAGGAAAAGUUUAUCCCAAAGGAGGAAUAAUUCAUGAUAUAAAAAUAAUUUUACCACACAACUAAAGACCAUAUACAUGGGGCUCACUCUCUGAGAAGGGGAUGAGAGAUUUGAAUUCAUGGGCCCCAUUGACAUUCAUAUAUCUACUUACCCCUCUCACGUGCCCUUCAAUCAAACUUUCAACAGACUAUUGACUUCUCGUGAAUGGAUUCAGGAAAAAAAAUUCUUUAAAAAUAAAUCACGAGUAAAUUCCACGUUCAGAUAAAUCAAUUCCUUGUAAACGUUGAAAUUUCCAUAUCUUGAUUUUUAACUUAAGUGACAAAAGCUUUCAUGUUUGGUUAGUUGACUUAUAGGUAGUACUGUUCCAUACCAUAAUCAGAUAUCAGUUUGAGAGAGAAAGUUAAGUGAGCUAAGAGGCAGACGCAGUCUAUAAAACAUGAGCUAACUAAACUGAGUAAAGAGACAUGCCUGUUAACGAGAACUGUGAAGCUCAACAAGCAUGGGUACAAGAAUAUUGGUAAUUUUGCUGUUGAGUUUGACAGCAGAAUUUGCAGUAUCGUUAUGCAGAAGCAAGGCAGUGCAAGUGAUGAAGGAACUGAAACUGAAAGGGCCAUACUUUGGUAUCAUAGCGGCUUACCCACCUGAGGAGAUCGCUUUCUUCGCUUCCAAGGCAUUCAAACCCGAUCCAAAACACCCUUUUGUGGAACUCUCAGGGAGGCUAUACUGGGUGGGGAAGAUCUUCGAUAAGAAAGUUAUAUUUGUGAGGUGUGGAGUAGGAAUGCUGAAUGCAGCAGCAGUGACACAACAGAUGAUUGAUGUGUUUGACGUAAUUGGAAUUCUCCAUUUUGGAAUUGCUGGUAGUGCAAAUGACUCCAUUUCCUUUGGAGAUGUCACCAUUCCCAAACAAUUCAUCCAUACUGGCUUAUGGGACUGGCUGAAACCGAACGGGACACUUGAAAGCAGUGACUUUGCUCGCUUGGAUUUUGGAAACUUCAAUGUGCCGAAAGGCAAAAAUUUGUUGGGACGAGUUGGUUACAGUUCUGAAGAAUUCUUUUCUGUCACUGGAAAACCUAACUUAUCACAGCGUUUGAUCUGGGCAAAGGUUACUUCUCAAUGGCUUCAACUUGCUGCUACUUUGGAGGGGAUACAACUAGAACAAUGUAUAAACUCGAGCUUUUGUCUGCCACAUGAUCCCAAGUUAGUAAUUGGUGUGAAUGGCACAUCAGCCGACAUCUACGUGGACAACGAAGCUUACAGAGAUUUUCUGUUCCAAACAUUUCAAGUUUCUUCUGUUGAUAUGGAGAGUUUCCCAGUAGUGAUGACAUGCUUAUCAAAUGGAUUCCCAGUGAUAGUGAUAAGAGGCAUCUCAGAUAUGGCGGGAAAAAAUGGAGACGAAGCCAUUGAUACUUUUGGAGCUCUUGCUGCUACUAAUGCUGUCACAGUUUUGCUUCACCUUCUCAAGAUUUUGCCUUCCUCACACCAUCAUUACAUUUCACUGUUAAAUUCUUAAUUACAAUAAUAUGAUGUUUCCUCCUUUAAUUAGCGCAUAUUUAGACUCCUUUAGAGGCAUUUUCAUUACAUUUCACUGUUAAGUUCUUGACUACAAUAAUAUAAUGUUCUCCUCCUUUAAUUAGCGCAUAUUCAGACUCCUUUAGAGGCACUUUCAUUUAA
Messenger RNA from Prosopis cineraria, 3303 nucleotides. Its product is annotated as bark storage protein A-like. The transcript is spliced from 6 exons. Lineage: Eukaryota; Viridiplantae; Streptophyta; Magnoliopsida; Fabales; Fabaceae. Gene Ontology annotation, biological process: nucleoside metabolic process. The coding region runs from base 2132 to 3142 and encodes 336 amino acids. Gene Ontology annotation, molecular function: catalytic activity. The record is from RefSeq and is a predicted model, not a curated record.